AUGCCUGUCCACUACCUGAUCCUCCUGUCGCGCCAAGGCAAAGUGCGCCUGGCAAAAUGGUUCACCACUCUUUCCCCUAAAGACAAGGCGAAGAUUGUCAAGGAUGUCUCUCAGCUCGUUCUCGCCCGGCGCACACGUAUGUGCAACUUUUUGGAAUACAAAGACCAGAAAGUAGUCUACCGUCGCUAUGCCUCGCUAUUCUUCAUUGCAGGAUGCUCCGCCUCGGACAACGAGCUGAUCGGCCUCGAGAUCGUCCACCGUUACGUGGAACAGAUGGAUAAAUACUAUGGCAACGUGUGCGAGCUGGACAUCAUCUUCAACUUCCAAAAGGCAUACUUUAUUCUCGAUGAGCUCCUGCUGGCGGGGGAGAUGCAGGAAAGCAGCAAAAAGAACGUCUUGAGGUGUAUUAGCCAGCAGGACAGCCUCGAAGAUAUCGAGUGUCGCGCUUAUCCCAGUCGCCAUUCUACUACCGCCAUAUCCCGUGCCACAGGCUGGACUCGGGAACCCGCUACGUCCAAGAUGAAGUAUCUCCCUUUACCACAGAUGGAGGAGGUGUCAAAUGCGCUAAACUUUGGCACUUCGGACCUGAACGUCGUUGGCGGAUGUGACCUCUACAUGACCAAAGCGGCAUCGGACGAUCGCAAACUGUACAACAAGAUCGAGCAGUCGCUGGAAUCACAGUACGAAUCGCUUCUCCGCCUGUCAGCAUCGUUAUCACCUCCAAGCGCGCCCGCGUCGAGUCUCGCCCAAUCCCUAAACCUAUCAAGAUCAAGUCCGUUUGGACCGCUAACCGAACAUUCGAGCCGGAGGACGUUUGCCUACCUGAUCGCGACGCUCAACGCCAGCCACCCAGACUACGAUUACAGUCAUAUUUUGCGACCCACCGACUUUCGACGCGAGCGAAGUCUGAAGAAGGUGAUGAACACUCUGGACAUGACGCUGCACAACCUUCGCCCGUAUCUUCGUGGGGAUGGGUCACCUUCGCCACCCAACAACGCGGCCUCGGGAUCUUACACUCCCAAUUCUACUUCGGUGUGGGGACCCCGGAUGUGGAAACAUAUAGAUGAACAAAUGAGUCUCAACGAUUGUGCCAUCUUUUCCUACGCGCCUGAGGAUGAUAUGAAUAACGAUGAUGAUGGAGCGAUUUGGAGCCACAACUACUUUUUCUUCAACAAGCAGCGCAAGCGCGUUUGCUACGUUUACCUCCGCGGUAUCCCGACUACGAGCUACGAGGAGGAAGACUGGGAUGGAAUAGCAACGUCGUUUGGCAAGAGGGGCUCGGACGACGCCUUCCUCACGCCAGAUGUCACAGCAAAGAAGCGCCAGCGAUUUUGGCUUGGCGAUCUUGCUUCUGAUGACGAGACUGGAUCGGAGGAGACUUUGCAUGUUCGCAAAGCGUCUGUUCGCGCCAUGAGCGAAGAGAUGGUUGAUUCUAUGGAGGUGUAA
Molecule: messenger RNA, 1446 nt
Organism: Talaromyces rugulosus
Lineage: Eukaryota; Fungi; Ascomycota; Eurotiomycetes; Eurotiales; Trichocomaceae
Exons: 6
Coding region: 1-1446 (481 amino acids)
Biological process (GO): negative regulation of transcription by RNA polymerase III; vesicle-mediated transport
Cellular component (GO): AP-1 adaptor complex; nucleus
Molecular function (GO): clathrin-cargo adaptor activity; RNA polymerase III core binding
Source: RefSeq, a predicted model, not a curated record